Molecule: messenger RNA, 2502 nt
Organism: Sebastes umbrosus (honeycomb rockfish)
Lineage: Eukaryota; Metazoa; Chordata; Actinopteri; Perciformes; Sebastidae
Gene: apmap
Product: adipocyte plasma membrane associated protein
Exons: 9
Coding region: 172-1419 (415 amino acids)
Biological process (GO): biosynthetic process
Molecular function (GO): strictosidine synthase activity
Source: RefSeq, a predicted model, not a curated record
AGACCGGAAGCUGUCAGUGGUCGGUGAGGUGUACCGCUCCGGUAGGAUGGUCAGUCGGUUCUCUCCGGUUUUACUCCCUCUGUUACCGGGUUAAACAUCAACACAGCGAGCCGCUCCAGCUCUACAAUUCCACAGCAGCUGAUCCGAGCCUAACCGAACCGGGUUAACGUCAUGAAUGAGACGGAGGGGCUCCGGUACCGGCGGGUUCACCGACCGCAUGUCAUCACCGACGAGCUGCCGGAGCACCAACACAAGGGAUCCAGCACCUACAGCGGGAAGGUUUUCCAGGUGACUCUGCUCUCUCUGGGCGGCUUUCUGCUUCUUCCUCUGCUGGUCAUCAUCCUCAUCCUCGAGUCUCCCAUCCACCCCGAAGCGUUCAGUCUGAAGGACCCUCCGGUGAUGAAGGGCUGCUGGGAGCCCAACCUGAAGCUCCGAGACGCUCAAAGACUGUUUGAAGACCAGAUCAGUGGACCAGAGUCCAUCGUCAACAUCGGAGAUGUUUUGUAUACCGGAACAGCUGACGGGAAGAUCGUGAAGUUGGUUGGUCGAAGAAUUCACACGGUGACGAGACUCGGAAAACUGCCCUGUGGCUCAAAAGAGGACGAGCCCAGCUGUGGGAGGCCGUUGGGGAUCCGAGUCGGACCCAACGGGACUCUGUUUGUAGCCGACGCCUACCUGGGUCUAUUCGAGGUCAACCCCACCACAGGUGAAGCGACCCGGUUGGUGUCGGGGGGUCAGGAGGUCGCCGGCAGGAAGCUGUCGUUCAUCAACGACGUGGCGGUGACUCAGGACGGGAAGAAGUUGUACUUCACUGACUCCAGCAGCCGGUGGCAGCGCAGAGACUACAUGCACCUCAUCAUGGAGGCCACGGCGGACGGACGAGUGUUGGAGUACGACACAGAGAGCAGAGAGCUGACGGUGGUGAUGGAGAACCUUCGAUUCCCAAACGGCAUCCAGCUGCUUCCCGACGAGGAGUCGGUGCUGGUGGCGGAGACCACCAUGGCCCGGAUACGCAGAGUCCAUGUUGCCGGUCUAAACAAAGGUGGGAUGGACACGUUCAUCGACAACCUGCCCGGUUUUCCCGACAACAUCCGUCCGAGCUCGACCGGAGGUUACUGGGUGGCCAUGUCAGCUGUGCGGCCAAACCCCGGCUUCUCCAUGCUGGACUUCCUGUCCCAGAGACCCUGGAUCAAGAAACUCAUCUUCAAGCUCUUCAGUCAGGAGGUGCUGAUGAAGUUCGUUCCUCGGUACAGCCUGGUGGCAGAGCUCCAUGACGGCGGCAUCUGCACUCGGAGCUUCCAUGACCCCAACGGCCUGGUGGCGGCCUACGUCAGCGAAGUCCACGAGCAUGAUGGGAAUCUGUACCUGGGCUCCUUCCGCUCGCCGUACAUCGCCAAACUAGACCUGCGUAAGGUCUAAAAAAAAAGGAAAACGCUGAGUCAAUCGACGGACAUACAGACGGACAUUUGUGACUUAGUCUGAAACCGUGACACGGCGUUCGUUCCUAACAGUGAUGUCAUGAUGCACCAGGAGGUGAAAUAGUCACAGGUUUGUCGGACUCGGAUGGCGGUCGGUCAACGAAUUUGUUCCAGAGUGAAAUUUUUGAGGGAUUAACGCAAAAUUAAAUUGAAACAUCGAUGGUCUGCAGAGGGUGAAUCCCAGUGACGCCACCAACACGACAGCCAUCGCAGUGGAUCCCCCGACAUUGUGUUCAUGUUAGCCGUUUUUGUUUUGUGGUCGUCAUGAACCGUACUCUGGCGUAUUGGUUCGGAAACUCAGGUUCUGAUCGGCAAACGAUACCCGGCCCUGCAAUCACGCUUACCUGGUGAAAAGAAAAGAAUCUCGCACUAACCGGCUGAAAACAGUGCUAGCUAACUAGCUAGCUCAAUCUAAUUAACUCGCUCACUAGCUAUUUGGCUUAUUCACCUGUGGGCUAGCUUGCUCAUUGUACCGCUAACUAGCAAGCUGCUGCUAAGUCAUGGUGACAUCAUUAUUUUUCCUUGGUGUUUUGGGUCACCCGCAGGUCAUUUUCUGUCUACCAGAGCUAACUCUGUAUUCACUGGGUUAGCAUCGUUAUUGCUACUUGCUGCCAUUUCUCACUUUAAUAUAUAUUAGCUAGCCUGAGCUGACAGAUGUCAUCAAGGAUGAGUGUCGCAUACAAAUGUAACUCUAAACAAUCAUUUUAUUUUCUAAUUACGGAAACCUUUCUAAUCAGUUUGAGUUGAUUUACUUUGAAUGACGUCCAUGUUUGUUUGGUUUUCUGACACCAAGUCAGAUAAAUCAGAGCUCAGAGAGGUAGUAACAUAGUCAGAACCCGACUGUCAUGUGUCAUAUUUAGCAUGUUGGCAUAAUCUCAGGAAAACAAGCUUUGGUACUUCCUGUUCUGUCCCCACCAAUAGGACCAGUUACUGUUACCAACCAGUCCUGGUAGCCUGACUUAAGGCUGGCUACCAAUCUUACCAGAUGUGUAAAAUGUGAGAGAAAAAUGUCCGAAAAAUAUAU